Pocillopora verrucosa is the source of this 3492-nucleotide messenger RNA. Its product is annotated as sperm-specific sodium:proton exchanger. Gene Ontology annotation, biological process: potassium ion transmembrane transport; proton transmembrane transport; sodium ion import across plasma membrane. Gene Ontology annotation, cellular component: plasma membrane. The record is from RefSeq and is a predicted model, not a curated record. NCBI's taxonomy places the organism in Eukaryota, Metazoa, Cnidaria, Anthozoa, Scleractinia, Pocilloporidae. Gene Ontology annotation, molecular function: potassium:proton antiporter activity; monoatomic ion channel activity; sodium:proton antiporter activity.
AUGAAAGGAUGGCCUAUCCCAUACACCGUCGUUCUGAUUGUUCUGGGACUUUGUUUUGGAACAAUAUCAGGUGCUGUUCCAACACUACAAAAGUACACGUCUAUGUCAAGUCAGAACCCUCAUCUUAUACUAACCACCUUCCUACCAGUUCUACUAUUUGAGUCAGCUUUUGCCAUGGAUGUCCAUAUUUUCUACAAGAUGUUCUGGCAAGUUGUGUUGCUUGCAGUGUUUGGUUUAGCUGUUGCCACAGCUUUGUCAGGUAUUAUGGCCAAGAUGGUGUUCGUUGAUUAUCAAUGGACUUGGCUUGAGGCCAUGCUAUUCGGAUCAAUAGUAAGUGCCACAGAUCCUGUGGCUGUAGUUGCCCUGCUGAAUGACUUGGGAACAAGCAAGCAGUUGUCUACUAUCAUAGAGGGUGAAUCACUGUUAAACGAUGGAAUGGCAAUCGUGUUGUACAAGAUCUUUUUUAGCCUGGCAUUUUCCUCGAUGACUGCCACGGAAAUUGGACUGUACUUUCCUCGUGUCGCAUUGGGAGGCUUCUUCUUCGGUCUAGUGGCAGGAAGAGUUACCGUCUUCUGGCUGCAGCAUGUGUUCAAUGAUGCCUUGGUAGAGAUUACCAUCACCUUAGCUAGUACAUACUUGACAUUUUACAUCGGGGAAGAGGUGCUUGGAGUGUCUGGUGUCAUUGCUGUAGUCAUGCUAGGAAUACAGAUCAACGCGCUGAGAACAAGCAUCAGUCCAGAAGUCGAGGUUUUUUUACACAGGUUCUGGGAGAUGCUCGCGUACCUUGCCAACACGCUCAUUUUCAUCAUGGUGGGUGUUGUUAUCAUGGAAAAGGCUCUAAACAGUUUAAACGAAUACGAUUUGUUUCUUCUUGUGGUUGAUUACUUCGGAAUUACAGUGAUAAGAGGAUUAGUAAUGAUGACAUUCAGCCCCAUUCUGAUGCGAAUUGGAUACGGCCUCUCAUGGCAGAAUGCUGUGGUAGCAGCUUGGGGUGGAUUAAGAGGAGCAGUCGGUCUGGCCUUAGCAUUGCAAGUUUACAUUGACCACCCUCCUAUUGGCGGAAAGGUCUUGGCGCACACUGCUGGCAUUGUGAUGUUCACUCUUUUGGUUAACGCCACUACUAUGAAAAAGUUAUUAGAAAAACUCGGAAUGAGUGAGAUUUCAGACGCUAAGAAAAUCGCCAUGGCCAACGCUGUGAGACAAAUUCAGGAGAGCAACCAGCGUACUCUUAACAUGUUGAAAGCUGACCGAUUCCUUGCGGAUGCCGACUGGGACAUUGCGGAAAGGGACUGUGAUGUGCAUAACCCUUACAUGGAGGUAGAUGACGAGCAUGCUGAAGAAACGCCAUUCUUAGUUCGCCUCAGCACCUGUCCGAACUGCGAAAGCAGCGUUCCCAAUGAACCCUCAGCAAAAGAAUUUGCAGAGAUGGCGAAUGACGGUAGAGUGCGCUUGAUCAAAGCACUGAAAGUCAGUUACUGGAAGCAGUUUGAACAUGGAAUGCUUUCUCGCGAAGCUGUUCAGGCAUUGAUCAACCUAGCUGAUACUGCAAUGGACGAGGAAGGGAGGUUUAUUCAAAUAGAUGAUUUGCAGCCGUUUUGGAACGUGCCUCCCUUUCUUCAGAAAAUUAAAGAUAAACUGGAACAGAUGAAGCAGACCAGACUAAAGGAACGCAUUCCGCCACCAAAUGACAAAAUCCGAGCCUUUAUGUACGUCGUGGCAGUACAUGUUAUGUUUGAAGUAAUUGUGAAUACUUUGAUCGUUAUCAACAUGGUACCAAUCAUUUUGGAGCUUUCCUCGGACGAUGAUGCUCCAUAUAUGGGCGUCUUGACCAUAAUCAAUUACGUCUACUGCACCAUAUACAUCGCAGAGGCGGCGUGGAAGGCUUUGGCAUUCCGGCGCUUCUAUUUUAAGGACUACUGGAAUCUAGUCGACCUCUUCAUCGUUGCUUUGUCAAUUGUCGAUAUCGUGAUUGACGAAGUGGCUGGUGAGGCCACGGGAAACUUUUCACCGUCUGUACUCAAAGUGGCCAAGGUGUUUAGAGUGUUGAGAAUGGGUCGUCUGUUGAGGCUUUUCAAGACUGUUCUUCCAAGACUCAUAAAUGCUGUGAACGACAUUAUCAACCGGCAGUUAAGCUUUGGCUAUGAUGUUGGCAAGGGAUAUAUAAUCGCUGAAGAAGAAGUCAUCAAGCUGAUUGAUCACAUGGUGGUCGACAAAAGGAUUGCUAAGGAUUUAAAACAAAGAUCGGAGCAAAGCCGUUUGGAUGUCGUCCGAAGCCUCGGUAUGCUGCAACGUGAGCACCCCGGGAUUGCGAUCUCCGUCAAAACGCGGCAGGCUAUUCGCACGAUUCUUAAUAAUGCCCGUGACGUUAUUCACGAACUCAAAGGUGGUGGCUUGUUAGAUGAGGCAGAGGCAGCAAAAUUAGAAUCGCUUGUUGAGGUAAAAAUGAAGCGACAGCUGAGUGCUCCAGCCUCCAUUUCCCCACAAAAGCCCACCGAGUUGCUUCGUAAUGUGGUGUGGCUGGAAGGAAUGCCGUCAGAGGCGGUGGACUUCAUAACCUCAGCCGCACGCAUCCAAAUGUUUGAAGCCGGUGAUACUAUAGCAAGACAGGGUGAAGACCUUAAGGGAAUAUAUUUGAUAGUUUCAGGAAUGGUUAAGAUGAUCGGCGUAUCGGUGGCAAGGAGAGGUUACUUUGAUGGUGAGGAGCCAGAAGUGGGAGAGAUGAUUGUCACUACUGAUUACGUUUCCGCUGGUAACUUGAUUGGGGAGAUGGGUCUUCUUACUUCCUCCCAAAGAAACUCUUCUUGUACCUGCGAGUCUGCAGUCCAGGCCUAUUUCAUUACCUCAGAUGAUAUGAAAGUUGCCAUGACUCGCUACCCAGAUCUCGUUGACCGGCUUUGGAAAGUUUGUGGCGUGCGAAUCGCUGUCCCUCUCUUGUUAGAAGUGCCCGCUUACUACAACUGGACGAAGGACAAAAUCCGGGUCAUGUGCGAACGUUCGUUUAUCGUCAAUCUUCCCAUAGGGUUAAAUACUAUAUUCAAGACUAACGAGCAGAUGAAAGAGGUUGUUCUUAUCCAAGGCAAGAUUACAGAUCUCGAUAGCAGAGAUAUUUAUGAAGGACCAUGCGUGCUGCCGAAGGUUUACCGAACGUUUAGAUUGCAUUUCGAUGGAGUCGAGCCUAAGAUUUUAGUGAUUGCUCGUUUCCAUGAAACUGCAUUGCCUGAUGACCCAGAAGACAAUCCUUCAGUACUGGAUAUUGUAGGCCUUCACGCACAAGCUGGAUGCAAAAGUAUUUCGAAUCUAUCAGAAAUUUUUGGAGGGACCGAGGCAACAUUUAGAGGAAAGCGAAGAUUAUCUAGGGGAAGUCGAGUAUUAGGCAUUGAAGAAAGCCAUCGCAAACUUGAUCCUAUACCAGACAGACCACAAAGUAGAAAGAUAGUUGUAUCACCGAUGCUAGACGACGAUAAAGAAUGUUAACUUUGUUCAAGUCUGGAU